AUGGCCGGCAAGACGCAGUCUUGCGUCUGCGCUAGCUGCUGCAGCUUCCAGAUAAUGAUCAAAGCUUGGCUGGAACUGCCUCAGUCUCUCCUGCGCUCUCAGCCGUGGAGCCGAGAAACAUUCGGCAUAGCUAAGAAUUCCGAGUUCGUGAGUGUCAAUGCUAUCAUCGACUUCGUGUACGCCACCAACGCGGCCAGCGACAUUCUCCUGAUAUGGGUCAUUUGCUACGUCCCACUUCACGCUCGAAAAGAUCGCACAAACGAAACACGUGAAGCCAACGUCACGCCAGAUGCCCUGAUAGGCUUCGAGGCUGAAGGAGGCGUUCGCUUUUGGAGUCCGCUGGCUGUCUUCACGGGAGUAGCUUUCAUCAGGGUUGCCGUCCUGAUGUAUUGCUUCGUGGGCUACCUGGGCUUGCUCUCGGAGGCGGCCAGCGACAGCUUCUUCGAUACGCCUGUCGACGUCAUUCCCAGCUCGACUGCUUCUUUGUCGUCAGUGCGGCCAUCGUCGUCUGCAUUGGCUCCGCGCGAAUACGGGGCUUACCCCAGAAAGCCGUCCCAGGCCUCUACAUCGCAUGUGUCUCAAACGAAGAUUACCGAUACACAGACCAUGCACGUCGAGACCGCGCCCAUGCAGCAACGAAAGCCGAAGCGAGGGGUCGCCGUCACGCCCACUUUGAGUUCGCUCAGCGACGGGAUUGUGCUGCGGGUGGUGCCGGGCCCGACCUUCAAGAGGCCUUCGUACGUGUGCUCUGUGUCGCCGCCGAACAUCAGACACUCGAGACAUGACGACGGUGGGCGCUCGGACGAAGACAGCCCGUCGGCCGGGAUGCCGGCAAGCUUCGACGCGAUCCAUGCGGCCACGCUCUUCGGAACCGUGCCCCGUAGGCUCGGUGGAACACGCCUGCCGUCACUCGCAGUUCCGUCCCUUGAUUCAUCCGGGAACCGCUUGCAAACAGACGUUGCCAAGAAACAGUCGGCCCAAGCACCGCCGGCGCCUAUCGGCGAAUUGAACACCAACGCUACCCGCCAAUCGUCGUGGACCCACUCGGACAACGACGCUGCGAAGACGGCAGUCGUGGCGGCCGUCGAAACGCACCUACCAUCGCCUGCUGGCGAAGCGGUGAUUGCCGCAAAGCCGUCAAGCGAAAGCUCGGCGAAACUCAAGCGACGCGAGCGACGCCGUAAAGGUAAACACAUCGCUUUCGGCAGCCACUCGCGGCGCGGCGGUCGCCACGCGCUUGAAAGCGGUGCCGCUCGCCUUACGCCUACCAUCUCGCCCGCCGGAAAGAAGCUUGGUGAUAAGGAGAUGGUUACUCUAGACGAUCACCCGUCUGCUAUGGACGAUGUACAACGGCGGGUUGCCGAUGAAGACGACGUCCACUGCAGCAGUCCUACGCCCGAGAGCGUCACCUCGAUGGAAGGGAGCAGCGAAGUGAUGGGCUCGAUGUUAAGUGCCAGCAGGCACGUGGCUUCGCCUUUAGUGACUUUCGUUUUUCGCACGCCUCCAUCUUCGGUGGCAGCGACGCCGGAGACGCUCGAGGACGCUGCUAAAUCGUCCGCAGUCCCUAACCGUGCACGUGGUGCGUUGAUUGUUGCGCCACCUGUCGUAGAGAAAAGAGAGCAAGCCGUGCAGACCGACAUAUGUUAGAACGCGUUAAAAAUUUCUG
Dermacentor silvarum is the source of this 1666-nucleotide messenger RNA. RefSeq lists its product as uncharacterized. Bases 1 to 1647 code for a protein of 548 amino acids. The transcript is spliced from 7 exons. The record is from RefSeq and is a predicted model, not a curated record. Lineage: Eukaryota; Metazoa; Arthropoda; Arachnida; Ixodida; Ixodidae.